Messenger RNA from Schistocerca cancellata (South American locust), 2857 nucleotides. It is a transcript of the gene U4-U6-60K, whose product is annotated as U4/U6 small nuclear ribonucleoprotein Prp4. Gene Ontology annotation, biological process: mRNA splicing, via spliceosome. Lineage: Eukaryota; Metazoa; Arthropoda; Insecta; Orthoptera; Acrididae. The transcript has 10 exons. The coding region runs from base 205 to 1788 and encodes 527 amino acids. The record is from RefSeq and is a predicted model, not a curated record. Gene Ontology annotation, molecular function: U4 snRNA binding; U6 snRNA binding; protein binding. Gene Ontology annotation, cellular component: U4/U6 x U5 tri-snRNP complex.
GGUAGCGUUCAAAAUAUUAUGGGAUAGCAAGGAAGUUGUUUAUGUCAAUCGUAAUGUCUGUUUGGAUUAUGUCGAAUAGUAAAAUAUGUGCUUUGAGACUUACUGUCUUGAAAUAUAUCACAGUCUUACCAAAAAAAUCAAGAGAAUAGUUUGAAUCGUGUGACUCAAUAACACACGUGACCUCCUACUGAAACUUGAAAAACCAUGUCUGAUGAUGAAGAUAUUCUGUACAUAAAAAAGCAAAAGACAAUUCACUAUGGCUCUCUUGAGGAACAAGAGCGGAAUAGGCUGAAUGCUGCUGCCGCUGCUUCUGCAGCUGCUACAACUACUGGUGCACCUACAUCAUCUGUGGACAGUGAUGGGGACAGUCCACCAACUGCAAUGGUAUCUUCACCGCCUGAGGCAGGGAAUGUCAACAUAUCAGAUGAAUAUAUGGAACUCGAGGAAGAAAUGAAUCGUGAUCGUCAGGCAUUAUUAGAAGAAUUUGAAAGACGUAAAAGAGCACGUCAGAUUAAUGUAUCAACUGAUGAUGAAGAGGUGAAACGUAAUCUAAGACAACUUGGAGAACCAAUAUGCUUAUUUGGGGAAGGUCCAGCAGACAGGCGUAGUCGCCUGAGGGAUCUGCUAGCAAGACUGGGUGAAGAUGCAAUUAAGAAAAAGCAGGAAGAGGAGGAGGAAAGGAUGCAACAAGCGAAAGAUCAAGAAACUACUUGGUAUCAUGAAGGACCAGAAUCACUCAAAAUAUCAAGACUGUGGAUAGCUCAAUAUUCCCUGGCAAGAUCUAAAGUACGGCUUGAGAAGGCGAGGGAAGAGAGAAAUCUGCCUGAAGCAACACGUACAGCUCGAAGACAAGAGCUGCAAAAGAAACUUCAGGCAGUGUCCAUCUAUUGCAGUCAGAUAGGUGAUACUCGCCCUAUUUCGUAUUGCCAGUUCAGUCCUGAUUCAACAAUGCUUGCUACUGCCUCAUGGAGUGGACUGUGCAAACUUUGGUCAGUACCUAAUUGUGAGCUGAUACGAACACUUCGUGGACAUAAUUGUAAUGUUGGUGCAAUAGUUUUUCAUCCCCAUGCAAUGUCUGAAAAUGAUGACAAAGUUUGUGCCCUAGCUUCAUGUGCUGCAGAUGGGUCUGUGAAACUGUGGAAUCUCGAUAGUGAAGAGCCACUAGCAGAUGUUGAAGGCCAUGAACCUCACCGUGUUUCCAGAUUAGCAUUCCAUCCAUCAGGUCGAUUUUUAGGUACUUGUUGCUUUGAUUCUUCAUGGAGACUCUGGGACCUGGAGCAAUGCCAGGAAGUUCUUCAUCAGGAAGGCCACUGCAAGCCAGUUUACUGUAUUUCUUUUCAAAAUGAUGGUGCUGUUGUGGGUACUGGUGGACUUGAUGCAUUUGGUCGAAUUUGGGAUCUACGCACUGGGAGGUGUAUAAUGUUUAUGGAGGGCCAUCUGAAGUCAAUUUAUGGAAUUGACUUUUCUCCAAAUGGCUACCACAUAGCCACUGGAAGUGAAGAUAAUACUUGUAAAAUAUGGGAUUUGCGCCGGCGUCACUGUCUUUAUACGAUUCCAGCACAUAUGAAUCUUAUUUCAGAAGUUAAAUACCAAAAGGGCAGUGGCAAUUUUUUGAUCACUUCUUCAUAUGACAAUUCAUCGAAGGUGUGGUCUAACAAGACAUGGCAACCACUGCGGACAUUGUCUGGACAUGAUGGAAAGGUCAUGUGUGUGGACAUUUCACCUGAUUCACAGUAUAUAGCAACAAGUUCUUAUGACAGAACAUUCAAGCUCUGGGCUCCUGAGUAGUUCAUUUUUGUGUACAGUUAUAUGUAACAAUUUUUUGAAAUAAGUGUACUGUGCCAGAACGUAUGUGUAUUAUGAAUGUUAAAAACCAAGCUAUACAAACUUGUGUGUUUGGGUUCUGUCUGUACAAAUGGUAAAAUGAAAUAUUUUUUGACCUGCCAGCUUGCUGGCACUUUAAAGUAGCCAAGCUCUGUUUGUUUCACUCAAAUAGAUAAGAACUGGAAUUUAAUGUUGUUUUGGAAAGUUUGUGGCUUGUGGAAAUUCACACAGAUUUGAUAAGAUUCGUAGUGAUGAUGUUGCUUCAUUUUUAAUGGCUGAAUUUAAUAAUGAGGACACUUCUUUUCAGUAUGGUCCAUAUGAAUAACACUCCAUAGUGGUAAUUUCAUACAAAAUCAUUGAGAUACUGCACCAUGUGUUGUUAGAAAUGAGUAGAAGCUGGUACAUCUACAUAAAAAUGUGAAGUUGAUUUAGACAGCUGGAAAGAUUAUGGCCGAUGUUCUUUUGGAUGCAAACAAGAUUGCUCGUAUUGCCUACCUUGCAGAGGAUAUAUUGCAACAACUAGGGAAUAGCACUUUAUGAAAAGUUACCAUCCCAUUCAUCACAUUUGGGACUCUCUGAUUUCCACCUAAUGACUUCCAUCUAAUGAAAUUUUUAUCUGAAAAAAAAAAAAAAAAAAAUUGCGUCGAGUGAAGAGAUUAUGACAACUGUAGUAUUUUUACAUCAUUCAGAAUUAUACCUCGGAUAUGGAAUCUAGUCAUUGGAAAAAAUGUUACACAAACUGCCUUGAACUAAAUGGGGUAUUCCACAGCCAGGCUGAUAACUUUUUUUCUUGUCCUCGUACUUCUACGCAUUUGAGCUACGUGUAAAAACAACAUUAUGGAUUUGUGUAUGAGACAUGGUGGCUUAGUUUACCAAGUACAUUAAUACACUGUGACCUAGUAGUUAUUUGCAGAUGCUGUUUACAGAACUUUGUUUUACUGAAGGGAUAACUUUUAACUUUUUUGUUUGUAUAGCCUUCCAACAACAACCUAUUGUAUAGGUUGAAUAUUAAAAUUGUUUUAUCCAGACACAA